Linepithema humile (Argentine ant) is the source of this 2320-nucleotide messenger RNA. It is a transcript of the gene ben, whose product is annotated as bendless. The record is from RefSeq and is a predicted model, not a curated record. Lineage: Eukaryota; Metazoa; Arthropoda; Insecta; Hymenoptera; Formicidae.
CAUCAACGCGUGAUAAAAUGAAGCGGCUAUGAGGGGCCACUGACUAGGCAACUGACCAACCAGCCGCGCGAUACGCAUCCACACGCACGGGUGGAAAUUAAAUUAGCGGCUUCGAUUGAGUAUCCCGCGGGCCACGCACCCGUAGAUCACCGGCCGGUUCCCCCGAGAGAGUGUCGGCUGGCGAGGCCGACGACGGUGGUGGCGGUGACGGCUAGUUAGGAGAGCAAUCGAGUAACGGUGGCGGUACCGUUUGGAAAAUCAACGACAACGGUUCGAGGCUUCUAGAAGAAUACACGGUGGCCGGAGUGACGGCCACGGAAAACUGCCAGACGAUUCGUGCGAGACGCUGCGGAACGCGACUGCAGAUUUGCGGUGAGAUCUCCUUUGCAUAAACAAUGGCAGCGUUACCACGAAGGAUUAUUAAAGAAACUCAAAGAUUAAUGCAAGAGCCAGUUCCUGGUAUCAGUGCGGUACCAGAUGACACAAAUGCUAGGUAUUUUCACGUAAUAGUAACGGGACCUGAAGAUUCGCCAUUUGAAGGUGGACUGUUUAAGCUCGAAUUGUUCCUACCAGAAGAUUAUCCAAUGUCCGCACCUAAAGUUAGAUUCAUUACAAAAAUAUAUCAUCCAAAUAUAGACAGAUUGGGUAGAAUUUGCUUGGAUAUUCUCAAGGACAAGUGGAGUCCGGCACUCCAAAUCAGAACAGUACUGCUGUCUAUACAAGCACUUCUAAGUGCGCCAAAUCCCGAUGAUCCAUUGGCAAAUGAUGUAGCUGAACUUUGGAAAGUCAACGAAAGCGAAGCGAUACGUAAUGCCAAAGAAUGGACUCGAAGAUACGCUAUGGACAACUGAUCUCAGCCUUGUCAGAUCGCCCACGACAAAGCAAAGCGAUGUUAUUCCUACCUUUCCCAGACUUUUGAUCACCUUACCCGCACCAAUUGCGUAUCCGGCACCUGUGUCCACAAUUUUGCUAUAAAAAUAAUAAAAGUUUUGUAAGAGUAAAACAGAAUGGGAUAUUUUCUAUAUAUCGUAGGGGAAUGCAAACUACUGUUGGAUUUAUUCAAUCGCUCAUUGAGAAACUGCGUAAAUAUCUUCCUAUAUUAAUAUUGCGCAUCUGCAAAAGAAAGCCUCCCUCCCGUGAAAAUGACGAGAUAUGUUACGAGUUUGAAAUUGUAUCAAGCAAAAAAAUAUGCGACAUACAAUUUCUUCAUUGUAUAGCUACGAAAUCUGUACAAUUUGCAAUUUGUACUUUUCUCCUAAUAUGUUAUUUAAUAAUGGAAUUGAAAGGUUUGUUUUAACAUAUAAAUUUUUUUCUUAAGAAACUAGUUUAUCAUAUAUACUAACUGGUUAUCUGUCUAAUACACAAUAGAUUUAAGUAUUCCACCAUAUUUAGAAUAGAAAAAAUGGUAAGAAGGAGCAUUAUAAAAUUACACGAGCUAUUAUUUAUCAUAUGUCUUAUAUCAAAGAAGCUACGAACAUUUUCAAUCUAUGAAAACUUAACCGUCUUCUGACGUCCGCAGCUAUUUUAUUGAUGGAAUCUGAGGUGUGGAAAGUUGUUAUAAUAAAAGCUUUUUAAUUUUCAAUAUACGAUAAAAAAGAGAAAUACAUUUUCGAAUAUAUUUGGUUUGCUCCAAAGAGAAGGGCUACAAGUGAAUAGAAAUCUUCCAUUAUUAUGUUAGUGAUAAUUGCCAAUUAAUUGCUUAAUAUGUAAAUAUAAGUAAGAAUAGAAAAGUUCUUUAUUGUCUUAUAAUAAACGAAUUCUAUUUAUUAAGAUAUGAGUACAUAUAAUAAUAAAUUCCUUUGUAGAGAAAAUCAGUCCCCGUAUGUAAAAAUUCUUCUUUUACGACGAUUGCUUACGCGGAGAACGAUGUAAAAUAAUAUAACAGUUGUGCAUAAAUAUUUUCCAUUUGCUAAGAUUUUAACUAUUAUAGCAAGAAUUAAUGUAUGCAAAAAUAGCUAAAUUUACACAUAUUGCACAUUGUGUAAUUAAACAAAUAGCAGAGUAAUAGGAACAAUAUCUUUAUAACAAGGUGAUUGCAAAGGAAUAGUGCAUAUAACGAUAGAAAAAAAUAUUUAACAUACCAUUGGUUUAAUAAAUUAUAAUAAAACUAACGUCAGUGAUUUUUAUCUAACGUACGUUUUAUUACAACCAUAUGAGAACAAAAAUACAACCAGUUGGUAUAUAAAUAUCUUGUGAAAAAUGGGAAUUAUGAGCCUUUUUUACUAAUUGUUACAAUAGGGAGGUUUUCUGUAAUCUAAGGACACGGGGAUAGGUUAAAACAAUUGUAGAUAAUCUGCAAUAAUAAAGAGAUUAUUAUUAA